This is a messenger RNA of Raphanus sativus (radish), 1197 nucleotides long. RefSeq names its product protein FANTASTIC FOUR 3. Lineage: Eukaryota; Viridiplantae; Streptophyta; Magnoliopsida; Brassicales; Brassicaceae. Bases 282 to 1097 code for a protein of 271 amino acids. The record is from RefSeq and is a predicted model, not a curated record. The transcript has a single exon.
CAUAAUUAUUAUUUUAAAAGUUUUGCAUUAUACAAGUGGUGGUAUGGAAAAGCUCUUAUAGCCACCUCUCUAGUCUCUGCACAUUGCAUAGUCACACUUUCUCUUUCUUUUCUUUAUUUAUUCAAUUUUGGGACACUACAAAUUGGCAUCCUCUCCCUCUCAUUAUCCUUCAUUUUCAUUUCCAAAAACCUCUCUACUUCUUUGUUUCACAUCUCACAAAUAACCUCUCAACCCUUUCCCAUCUCUCUCUCAACAGAUUUCAUCAACUCCUCGUUUAGAAAAUGGGAACUGUUGUGUAUCAACAAGGGUUUCAGUCAUCUCAACUUAAUGAACCUUGGGCUUUAAGGCUUAGGCUAUCUUCACCAACUCCUCACUUCUCCCAACCGUUUGGUUUAGCUCUCAAGCCUCAUUUGCUUGAUUCCUCUAAUGCACAAGACACACAAAAUCGUAACGACGGCAAACCAGCUGCUUCCUCGGGCACUGUUGACUCGAGUAGCUGGAGCUUUCUCCAGUCUCUAGCCUACGACUCCUCCUCUCUCUCAAAGACGACUAGCUCUGAGAAAGAGAAGACUUAUGUUCAACGUCCGUCUUCUUCUAGAACUCUAAGCGACGAGAGCUUAGCAUUGUGCACUGAAAAUCUCGGAAGCGAAACUGGCUCUGAUGUUACUGACGUUGAAGAUCUGUUCUCGCUUUCUUCAUCUGACGUGCAGAGCAAGAAACUCGAGGUAACAACAACGGAGACAAGAACGUUGAAAAUUAAGAAAGGGUGCCCUAGUAAUCUCCCACCUCCGUUGACCAGUAUGAGAGGGUCUCAUUGCAUUCAAAUGCGACCACACCGUGAAGAUGGAAGAUUGGUCAUGACUGCCACAAAGGCACAACCUCUUAACAGGUGCUUCCAAGCUGACCGAAGCAACGGUCGUCUCCGACUCUCUAUCUUGAAAGACAAAGAAGAGAAGAUUGAGCCCGAUGAAUACGAGGAUGAUAUUGAUGAAGAAGAAGAUGAUGACCUGAUGGACAUGGAGAAUGUUCAAAUAGCAAGAAUAUGUACUGAAGGCGAUCGGGAAAACUUGAGAUUACUAAAUUGGGCUACUUCCUGAAACAAGAAACUUCUUUAAUUUGCUCUGUUUUUACAGUUUCACUUUCAUAAUUUUUUUAUUGUAAUCUUUUUAAUUAUUCAAUAGAAAUACCGCCGUUUCU